UUUUAGGAUCAACAGCAAAAUAAUUAUUUACAGAUGUUAUGGAUGAGCUGGAGAAACAGUAUCUUGAUGACAAGUCACAAAUUAAAGAUGCAGUUAGGAUGGCCGAGAUUGGAUUGACAUCAGCCUGGACGCUUGAUGAUUUUAAGGUUGCAAUUGCCAAGUAUAUUAGCUCUCCACCAAUGUCAGAUACCAACUUAAAGUUUGUCUUUGAGGAGUUACUGGAAAGGGCUAGGGAGAAAGAAGAAAAAGAAGCUAAAAAGCGUGAACGUCUAGCAGAUGAGUUCUAUGAACUUCUUCAUGCAUCAAAGGAAAUUACUGCAUCAUCGAAAUGGGAGGGCUGCAAAUCCCUCUUCGGAGAUAGGCAAGUAGCUUCUUUUGGUUUUAUUGAUCUAGAAUUAGUAACACGAUUGCAAGGACCAUUGGAGAAUGAUAAUUGA
Capsicum annuum is the source of this 437-nucleotide messenger RNA. RefSeq names its product pre-mRNA-processing protein 40A-like. Lineage: Eukaryota; Viridiplantae; Streptophyta; Magnoliopsida; Solanales; Solanaceae. Gene Ontology annotation, biological process: mRNA cis splicing, via spliceosome. Gene Ontology annotation, cellular component: U1 snRNP; U2-type prespliceosome. Gene Ontology annotation, molecular function: RNA binding. Bases 39 to 437 code for a protein of 132 amino acids. The transcript has 5 exons. The record is from RefSeq and is a predicted model, not a curated record.